Messenger RNA from Salvia splendens (bonfire salvia), 1432 nucleotides. RefSeq names its product aminoacyl tRNA synthase complex-interacting multifunctional protein 1. Gene Ontology annotation, molecular function: tRNA binding. The transcript has 12 exons. NCBI's taxonomy places the organism in Eukaryota, Viridiplantae, Streptophyta, Magnoliopsida, Lamiales, Lamiaceae. The record is from RefSeq and is a predicted model, not a curated record. Bases 119 to 1267 code for a protein of 382 amino acids.
UCAUACCAUCCCAUUAGAAUUCAGGAAGAACCCUAGAAGAAACUUUGAGUGCUCAAUUUUCAUCACUUGCCAGUUGAAACCCUUGAAGAUUCAAUUUUUCUGCAAAGGAAACGAAGUUAUGGCAUCGCCAACAACGGAUGCUGCAAUGCGCGAUAUGCUCACUGUGAUAUAUAAGCUCGGAGCUAAAGAUAGUCCAUUGGUUAGUGACGUGGAGAAGCUGUUGGGCUCGUCAAAUGAUGGGGAAGUGCAUCCCAAGAAAAAUGAGAUACUGAAAUGGUUAGGAUUUGCUCCUUUCUCCAAGAAUCCAACUGCUGAUGUGCAGCUCAAGGCGCUUGAGGAGUUGAAUGAAGAGUUGCUUACGAAGUCUGUAAUACUUGGCGAUGGACUCAAACUAUCUGUUGCUGAUGUGUAUCUCUAUGCCACGGCGCAUUCAUCUGUGAAUCGCCUUUCAAGUUCAGAUAAAUCAAGAUUGCCACAUUUGUUGAGGUGGGUUGAUUACAUCCAGAAUCAGGACGAUAUUGCUCCAAUAUUGGAUAAGAUUGUUGUAGAGAAUGCUGAAUUUGUGCCCCCUGUUUCAAAACCUGUUUCAAAACCUGUAAAAACGGUCGAAGAUUCCACUCCAAAGAAAACCGUCCAAGAGACGAAAGAGGCUGGAAAGUCAGAGACUGUCCCUAAAGUAAAGAAGACUGCUGAUACUAAAAAAGUUGAAGAGAGUCAGGCUAGCCAAGUAAAGAAGAAACUUCCCGAAAAAGAGGUGGAGAAAAAAGAUGAAGAACUUAGCGUUAGUUUGCUGAAAAUCCAGAUUGGCCACAUUCGUAAAGCAUGGAAACAUCCAUCAGCUGACAGUUUGUUGGUUGAGGAGAUAGAUGUUGGAGAAGCAAAAUGUCGUCAAGUUGUUAGUGGCCUAGCAAAGUUCUGCACCCCUGAAGAAUUAACGAACCGCCGGGUGGUGCUUAUAACAAAUGUAAAACCAGGGAAGUUACGAGAUGUGAUGUCUGAGGGACUGGUCUUGUGUGCUUCAAAUAAAGAUCACACAGUCGUAGAGCCUCUUAUUGCUCCAGAUGGUGCUAAAGUUGGAGAAUGUGUUACAUUUUCUGGACUUGACGGCAAGCCAGAGGAGGUGUUGAACCCCAAAAAGAAGCAGUUGGACAAGAUAACUCCGAAUCUUUUCACCGAUGAAAAGGGUGUUGCUACGUUCAAAGGUAUCCCAUUCAUGACUUCUUCUGGACCGUGUUCGUCCUCCAUUCCCAGCGGAAGCAUCAAAUAGUGAUCCUACUCUCCAGAAUCAUUAGACACAGCAUUGCUAGUGUGGUAGGACAGAGUUGUUGAAAUGCUUUGUAUAAACCAAGUCCUAUUCUGCAGGCCUUGUUUGAUGCUGUGUUGUUCAAAUCUUUGUCUAAAUGUUAUAUACUAUUGACUAUUUUGUUUUCUA